AUGGCGGUAGAUUACAAGAGGUAUCUUGCUGAGAAUGUCCUCAGCGAACGUCGCACCGUCACUUAUCGGCUGCUCAGUCGAACGCUGAAGGUUCACAGCCAUCUAGCUAAGCAGAUGCUGUACGACUUUCAUCGCACCGAGAAUGCGAAGAAACCGCAGAGCGUGAAUGCAACGUACCUCAUCACCGGGGUCCGGCGACCACCGGAAAAGUCGACGGCGAACGGCGUGAAAAAGGAUGAUGAUGACGAGGUCAUGCAAAGCAGCCCAUUUAUGAGCACGAUGCCCCAGCCCGAGGAUAUUGAGAAGCCCAUCCGGACAACGUCCUUUGUGCUGGCCAGAGAAGAAGAUCUGGCAGAUGCCAAGGCCACUUUUGAAUCUAUUUCGUCAAUCCACAUCUAUAGUCUACAGCCAAACACAUUACAGGACUUGAACGUUCUGAUAGACGUCGGGCGUGAAAUCGUCACCACCUACGGUCAUGAAGAUCCAUUGGAGUUCGGCAAGCAAUGGGGCAUGAUACAGAAUCCCCACGUCAAGCGGAGGAAGGGUACAAUGCCACCCCCGCCUGCUGCUCCAGCCACGACCGCACCCUCGAAACCAGCAGCAGCUGUCACGAAGCCGGUUCCGAAAAAGGAGGAAUCGCCACAGCCAAAGAAUGAGAGCGAACCUGAAGUGACGACAUCAAAGCCGGCAUCACAAAAGGCUCAGCCUCGGGACCAAAUAAAAUCGACAAAAAGCUCCGCGCCUGCGCAGCGACAAAAGUCCGACUUAUUUACGUCUUUUGCAAAAGCUAAACAGAAGCAGAAGACCGAAGAUUCGACCGUCUCCGCAGCUUCUGGAGCGGAAUCUGCGGAGCCGAGUGCUCCUGAAGAUGUUGUUUUCGACGAUGAUGAUGAUGCGUCUGAGGAAGAACGCGAGGAUCUCUUCCUGGAUACAGGAGAGCGGAAGAUCAAUAACAGCCGCGAAUCCCGGAAAGAACGGGAAGAGAAGCUGAGGAAGAUGAUGGAAGACGACGAUGAAGACAUGCCUGAUGCACCCACUCCUGCAGACGCACCUGCUCCGGAGGAAUCGAAACCGGCAGAGCCUGAAACGAAGCCCGAACCAAAGGAGGAAAUCACUGUUCAGGGCGGUCGUCGCAGAGGCAGGCGGCAAGUCAUGAAGAAAAAGACAAUCAAAGACGAGGAAGGCUACCUGGUCACGAUUGAGGAGCCCGUGUGGGAGUCGUUCUCUGAAGAUGAACCCGCGCCGCCCCCGAAAAAGAAGCCAGCCGUCAGUGCUUCAGGAACGUCGAAGGGCAAAAAGACUGGACAGGGAAGUAUCAUGUCGUUCUUUUCCAAGAAGUGA
Rasamsonia emersonii CBS 393.64 is the source of this 1341-nucleotide messenger RNA. RefSeq lists its product as uncharacterized. Gene Ontology annotation, biological process: DNA synthesis involved in UV-damage excision repair; DNA replication; nucleotide-excision repair, DNA gap filling. Gene Ontology annotation, cellular component: nucleus; delta DNA polymerase complex. The transcript has 8 exons. The record is from RefSeq and is a predicted model, not a curated record. Gene Ontology annotation, molecular function: DNA-directed DNA polymerase activity. Bases 1 to 1341 code for a protein of 446 amino acids. Lineage: Eukaryota; Fungi; Ascomycota; Eurotiomycetes; Eurotiales; Trichocomaceae.